GGAUUCGAACGGUUUUUGCCCAUUGUUGGGGGAAGAAGAAGAUGAUUCCUAUUUUGGACCUUAUCCAGGAAUUAGCAGAAUGAUUCAAAUAAACGAGAGAAAAAAAUUCACAUUAACGGAAAUGCUACCUUCAGAUCCUGCAUACCAGACUUGUUGCCAACUCUUUCAUCACUCUAUGCCAUUCCAGCAAACUAUUGUGCUAAGAAUCUUCCGGCUUUAUAAUAGAAACCUCUGGAAAGACUAUAUUAGGAAUAAAAGAAAAAUGGUGACGGAAAAAGCUCACUUAAACUGCAUAGAGCGCCACCUCUUCCAUCAAACUGACAUGAGACUGGAGGAUCUAGCUUUGUGUGGCUUGGAACCUACUCGACAUUUUUCUGUGGAUAAUUUUGGAAUUGCAGUAUAUUUCACCCAAGAAGCCAAAGCCUCCACUCUGAUGACCUCUAGUAAAGUCUCCUUCUCUGGACAUAACAUGAUAUUAGCAAAAGUGUUGAUUGGAGAAAUGACAAUUGAGCAACAAGACUUCUUAGCCCCACCUCUUAAUCCAGAAAAAAUCCAAUUUGAUUGUUAUGUAAACAAUACACAAAAACCUACUCUCUUUGCAGUGUCCAAAAGACAUUAUUGCUACCCUUACUAUGUCAUUCAAUAUAAGAAUGCCAGAGAUGCAAUUUAUAUGUCUAACUGAUUUAAAGAAUCAAACUUCAGCACUCAGCCAACACUUGCCAAUGAAUUACACACAUCAGAAACUCCUCAACUAUUUAUUUAAACUUUUUAAUUAUUAUAUACUCCUUCUUUAUUUCUUUACUUUUAUUUUCAAACCAUCUACUACCUGGGAUACUCCUGAGACAUUCCCUAAAUCAUGCUAUUGUUGGAAUAUUCAGUUCUUCCUUCCUUACUAUUUCCAGUGCUUUUCCCCUUUCCCCCUUUACUCAUUUCUUUUAUCUCUUCCUCACCUUUUCUUUCAUUUCUUCAUUCCCCUCCCUAACUGAGGAUGCAAGAAUUAAGACUCAACGAAAAGCAGAGUGAGUUUGGACGUCCUUGCAUACAAAUUUUACACAGUAGUACUUCUUGUAAUUUGUCAAUUUAAAUGCUUUUAAUCUUUGAAAUAAAUGUUUUAUGUUAAAAAUUUU
Molecule: messenger RNA, 1127 nt
Organism: Antechinus flavipes (yellow-footed antechinus)
Lineage: Eukaryota; Metazoa; Chordata; Mammalia; Dasyuromorphia; Dasyuridae
Product: protein mono-ADP-ribosyltransferase PARP12-like
Exons: 2
Coding region: 80-682 (200 amino acids)
Molecular function (GO): NAD+ poly-ADP-ribosyltransferase activity
Source: RefSeq, a predicted model, not a curated record